AUGGCCCGCCUCGCAUGUUCAUCAUACUUGCGUCUAGAUCCACUUUCGUACUUCCCAUCAGAGAUAUCUGUGGUAAUACUCCAGCAAGCGACCCUCGUCCGCGAGGAAUGGUUUCAUUACCAAAGCUUCAAGCUUGUCAAUCGCCUCACCUGUGUCUCUCAGAGAUGGAAAUUGGUCAUAGAGAGCAUUCCGCUCCUUUGGACGUCUAUUGAGCUCGUCGGAGAUGCAUACCAUUAUACGAACUCGUGCGUUCUCAAGUGCUCUGCGUUUUCUCGCCAGGCUCCGCUCAGUGUAGAUUUCCGAAACUAUGGAGGUGAACUUCCUUGGGACGCCGUCCAAGCAUUGUUGAUGAAAGCUCACGACCGCAUUCAUCAGCUUCGUUGGGACUCGGUCAUAAGCAACCACAAUACUCGGGAGAAUCUGAAGAGAGUUGAUCGCAUCUUUCAAAAGCUACCCAUGCUUCCUGAACUCCGAUAUACCGGUAAUCGUGCCAAUCGCUACGAGUGGGGCUCGAUUGCGGAUAUAAGGAAGCUCGUUUUUAGCGGUAGGAAGCUCAAGGUCAUUGAGAUGGCGCUUGGAGAGGAAGACUUUCGGAUGUUGACCUGUUGGACUCUUGAGAAAGUGUCAGUCAGAGCAUCCCUCAAUAUAGCCAUGCCAUAUCUCGAAAAAAUGACCCAAUUAGAAGAUGUGGAAGUCUUACGCGGCGGUUUUCCAUUUCAGUCUACUUCCACCCAGUUACUCCCUUGGACUACGCUGUCACUCCGGAAAUCCUACGACUGUGAUCCCCCACGAACCCUACUAGAGCGUACUACAACACAACUCGUAAAUCUCAGUGUGAAGGUCACCCCAGCUAUCUAUACGAGUUUCUACGUUCCAUAUACUGCUGGCCGCGUCUUGUGCAAGUCUGGUUCACAAUAG
Molecule: messenger RNA, 918 nt
Organism: Serendipita indica DSM 11827
Lineage: Eukaryota; Fungi; Basidiomycota; Agaricomycetes; Sebacinales; Serendipitaceae
Source: the annotation of a GenBank genome assembly